AUGACAAGCAAACCCAAGGUCCUCCUCCUAGGAGAAAUCGAACAUGCACACACCGCAUGGUCCCAAAUCGCAUCCAUCGCCACCGUCCUCACCCCCAAAGCCACCAACCGGACAGCCUUCAUCACCGAAUGCAAAUCCGGCGCCUUCGACGGCGUCAGCGUCGCCUUCCGAACCUUUGACUCCUUCAGCAUAACAGGCAAGAUUGACAACGAAUUAUGCGACGCGUUUCCCAAGACGCUCAAGUUCAUGUGCCACAACGGCGCCGGCUACGACCAAGUCGACAUCCAAGCAUGCACAGCCCACUCGAUCCGCGUGUCCAACACACCCACGGCCGUCGACGACGCCACCGCCGACGUCACAAUCUGGCUGCUCAUCGGCGCGCUGCGCAACUUCCCCGUCGGCAUGGCGGCCCUCCGCGCCGGCGACUGGCGCGGCACGACGCUCCCCAGACUCGGCCACGACCCGCAGGGCAAAGUCCUCGGCAUCCUGGGCAUGGGCGGCAUCGGUAGGAACGUGGCCGCCAAGGCGCGCGCCUUCGGCAUGGAGAUUCGGUACCACAACCGCUCCCGGCUGUCGCCCGAGCUGGAAGACGGCGCAGAGUACGUCCCCCUUGAGAGGCUCCUGGCCGAGAGCGACGUCCUGAGCCUCAAUCUUCCUCUAAACCCUCACACUCGGCAUACCAUCUCCACGGACCAAUUCGCCCUCAUGAAGACCGGUAUUGUUAUUGUAAACACGGCCCGCGGGGCAGUCAUGGAUGAGGACGCGCUUGUCAAGGCCUUGGAUUCCGGCAAAGUCGCCAGCGUGGGUCUAGACGUGUACGAGGAAGAGCCCAAGAUUCACCCUGGUCUGAUUGACAAUCCAAACGUGCUUCUUGUUCCGCACAUGGGGACGUGGACAGUCGAGACGCAAACCAAGAUGGAGGAGUGGACUAUUAGCAAUGUCAAGCUGGCACUUGAACAAGGUGCCCUGAAGAGCAUUGUCCCCGAGCAAAAGGAUAUGGCCUAG
Molecule: messenger RNA, 1005 nt
Organism: Metarhizium brunneum ARSEF 3297
Lineage: Eukaryota; Fungi; Ascomycota; Sordariomycetes; Hypocreales; Clavicipitaceae
Molecular function (GO): oxidoreductase activity, acting on the CH-OH group of donors, NAD or NADP as acceptor; NAD binding
Source: RefSeq, a predicted model, not a curated record